ACACUCCCCGCUUCGAGCCGCGAGAGAGCAGAGCUAACUGAGCAGCGCGCCCGCCACCGCCGCUGCCGCCCCGUGCGCCCGGCUCUCUCCGCACCCCGCGCGGCGCUCCAGCCAGGCGCCUGUGCGGCUCCUGGCCGCCCGCGAAGCCAGCGCCAGCCCCGCGGGCCGCUGCGGCAUCCUCCCGCGGCCCGGCCCCCGCACGCUCCCAGCGGUUUAAAAGGACCUCCCGCCGCUUCCCGGCUCUGCCCCGGGAUUCCCCAGCCCCGCGCCGCUCCCGGCUCCACUUCGCAGCAACUUCGGCGGCCGCGCGCAGCCCGCCCUCGCCCGCCUUUAAAGUUUGCUGUGGCGACCGCAAAGUUGGGACACUUCAUCGGAUUGAAUUUUUCUCUUUUAUCUGCCUCCGUCCCCGCCUUCCAGGUUCCUUGUUCCUGAAUACUGGUGCUAAGCAUCUUGGCAGGGUCUGGGGACGUGGACUAUUUCGCACACCACACCUCUGGGAGGGAUUUUUCCUCUUUUCCCUACGAAAAACAAACAGAUCUUUUUAAGGAUGGUGCUGCUCCACUGGUGUCUGCUAUGGCUCCUGUUUCCACUCAGCUCAAGGACCCAGAAGUUACCCACCCGGGAUGAGGAACUUUUUCAGAUGCAGAUCCGGGACAAGGCAUUUUUUCAUGAUUCAUCAGUAAUUCCAGAUGGAGCUGAAAUCAGCAGUUACCUCUUUAGAGAUACACCUAAAAGGUAUUUCUUUGUGGUUGAAGAAGACAAUACUCCAUUAUCAGUUACAGUGACACCUUGUGAUGCACCUCUGGAGUGGAAGCUGAGCCUCCAGGAGCUGCCAGAGGACACGAGUGGGGAAGGCUCAGGUGUUCUGGAACCUCUUGAGCAGCAGAAGCAGCAGAUCAUUAAUGAGGAAGGCACUGAGUUAUUCUCCUACAAAGGCAAUGAUGUUGAGUAUUUUCUAUCUUCUAGUUCCCCAUCUGGUUUAUAUCAGUUGGAUCUUCUUUCAACAGAGAAAGACACACAUUUCAAAAUAUAUGCCACCACAACACCAGAAUCUGAUCAGCCAUACCCUGAGUUACCCUAUGACCCAAGAGUAGAUGUGACCUCCCUGGGGCGCACCACGGUCACUUUGGCCUGGAAACCGAGCCCCACUGCCUCUUUGCUGAAACAACCCAUUCAGUACUGUGUGGUCAUCAACAAAGAGCACAAUUUCAAAAGUCUCUGUGCAGUGGAAGCAAAACUGAGUGCAGAUGAUGCUUUUAUGAUGGCACCAAAACCUGGUCUAGACUUCAGUCCCUUUGACUUUGCCCAUUUUGGAUUUCCUUCAGAUAAUUCAGGUAAAGAACGCGGCUUCCAAGCAAAGCCUUCUCCAAAACUGGGGCGUCAUGUCUACUCCAGGCCCAAGGUUGACAUUCAAAAAAUCUGCAUAGGAAACAAGAACAUCUUUACCGUCUCUGAUCUGAAACCCGACACACAGUACUACUUUGACGUAUUUGCAGUCAACAUCAACAGCAACAUGAGCACUGCUUAUGUAGGCACCUUUGCCAGGACCAAGGAAGAAGCCAAACAGAAGACAGUUGAGCUAAAAGAUGGGAAGGUUACAGAUGUAUUUGUUAAAAGGAAGGGAGCAAAGAUGCUACGGUUUGCUCCAGUCUCUUCUCACCAAAAAGUCACCUUCUUUAUUCACUCUUGUCUGGAUGCUGUCCAAAUCCAAGUGAGAAGAGAUGGGAAACUUCUUCUGUCUCAGAAUGUGGAAGGCAUUCGGCAGUUUCAGCUUAGAGGAAAACGUAAAGCGAAAUACCUCAUUCGGCUGAAAGGAAACAAGAAGGGAGCAUCUCUGUUGAAAAUACUAGCUACCACAAAGCCUACUAAGCAGUCAUUUCCCUCUCUUCCUGAAGACACACGAAUCAAAGCUUUUGACAAGCUCCGUACCUGUUCCUCGGCCACCGUGGCUUGGCUAGGCACUCAGGAAAGGAACAAGUUUUGCAUCUACAAAAAAGAAGUGGAUGAUAACUACAAUGAAGACCAGAAGAAGAGAGAGCAAAACCAAUGCCUAGGACCAGAUAUAAGGAAGAAGUCAGAAAAGGUCCUCUGUAAAUAUUUCCACAGUCAAAACCUGCAGAAAGCAGUGACCACAGAAACAAUUAAAGGUCUUCAGCCUGGCAAAUCUUACUUGCUGGAUGUUUAUGUCAUAGGACAUGGGGGGCACUCUGUAAAGUAUCAGAGUAAGGUUGUGAAAACUAGGAAGUUCUGUUAGUUACCUUAUUAUAGAGAUACAUUACGUAGAAGUUCAGGAGGGACAUUAAAUCACUUUAAGUAUAAACUGACUACUCCCACAGCUGAGAGAAGUUGUGACCUGUACUUGUACUAUGGAAGGAAGGAUAUCAACAUGUGUUUAUUGAUGUUUAUAUAAGUAACUCUUGAAGGAGACUUGUUCUAGAGUGCCCCGUGGUACCUAGCGUGUGUCUGAUGCCAGUUGGUGUCAAAGACAGAGGACUUCUUGAAGGAACUUGCCAUUCCUUGCUUUGACCACUGCAUGAACUGCUUCUAAAUUAUUUUAUUACCUAAAAAUUUAAAAUAUACCAUUCAUUGCACACACCCACAAAUGCAAAUCAUUCCUCUCUAUAGAUGCUAGGAUAUAUAUAUAUAUAAAUUAUUUUAUAAAUUCUUGUUUUAAAUGUCAGUGUUUCUAUGAUUGUAAACUAUUAAGUUCUUUUCCUGUUAAAGUACAGAUCUAAUCUAAGUAUUAUUAAGUGGACAGCCCUCUAGUCAGUUAUAUUGCUAUUGUAAAUUCUUAUUUGUUGAGUAAAAUGUUUAAAUACUGUAUGUAUCUCAUGUACAAAGUUGACAUACAUUAUAUUCAUGUACAUAAAAUUAAAGAUACUAGAUUAUAUGCUGUUCAUUUUCCCAAGCA
This is a messenger RNA of Saimiri boliviensis boliviensis (Bolivian squirrel monkey), 2911 nucleotides long. RefSeq names its product neuron derived neurotrophic factor (gene NDNF). Gene Ontology annotation, molecular function: heparin binding; protein binding. The record is from RefSeq and is a predicted model, not a curated record. Lineage: Eukaryota; Metazoa; Chordata; Mammalia; Primates; Cebidae. Gene Ontology annotation, biological process: extracellular matrix organization.